CCGUAGCGACGCUUGUUGGGGAGUUUAGACAAGCGGAGGGAGCAAAAUGGCGGACGAAGAUAUUACGCUUGAUGGAAAACCUCUACAAUCGCUCCGAGUAGCGGAUCUGAAAGCGGCGCUGGAGCAGAGAAACCUGCCGAAGAGCGGGCAGAAAAACACACUCGUCAAGCGGCUGAAGGGGGCUCUGAUGCUGGAAAAUCUCCAGAAGUCGUCGUCCUCUCACAGCGGGCUGCAGCCCAACUCACAAAUAGGUGAGGAGAUGAGCCAGAAUAGCUUCAUAAAACAGUACCUGGCCACACAGCAGGAGCUCCUACGCCAGAGGCUGGAGAGAGAAGCUCAGAGAGAUGAAGAAGCAGACGAAAGCCCAGCAGUGCCGGAGGAGGAUGAAGACCAUUCAGAGGACAAUGACAGCUCCUCCUACGUCUCCGACAAGCAUCGCUCUAUACCCUCCCAGCACUCAAUGAACAGGGCGGAGGAGAAAAGAGGGGAAUCAGUCAUUGGUCACUCGCUGAUGGCAGGCGACCCUGGCAUUGGCCCUGGCCCUACCCUCCACCCGCAUGAGUCCCUUGAGGCUCCAGGAGCUAGGAUGCAGAGAUCCACCUUUCAUCAAGGACAUAAAGAGCCACCAGCCCCCUCUCCUCCUCGCGCUGUAGCCUCCCUGUCAGUGCGCGUCCUGGGUCAGCCAGACCGCCAGGGGUUGCCCCCUGCCGUAUCCCGAGCCCAGGAGAAGGAGGGCACAGCGCCGAGUGAACCAGGAUCAGCUCACCCUGUCCUCCACCUUAGCCGAUCUGCCGGGGUCUCGGCAGGAGGUCACGUCCAUGAGGACAAUGAUGAAGAUGACAGCGGUGACGACGAAAGCGAGGAUGACGAGGAUUGGGGGCCCGGUCCUGGUGGGGCACGAAGGGGCAACAGAGCACCUCCUCAGCCGCAGCAGAUGCCCCCCAGUGUGCCGUCAACAGUGGCACGAUCUAAACGCAAACUUCAGCUUCCGCAGCACAUCCCACCACCACAAGCACACCACACCCCAAUGCAGCUGCGCCACCCCACCCCUCCUCCCUCUCCACCUCCUGAUCUGUUUCCCCUACCUGACACCCCGAAGCAGAGCCCACCAGACACAGAUGACCAGGAAGGAGAGGGCCCUGAGGCUGCACGUGGUUCAAGGGGUGCGCCUUUCCCACCCUCCACCUUGCAGAGGCAAGACUCUGACUCAAGCUCUCGCUCCAGCAGUCCCGAGCCUCCUGUGAAGCGCAGGCCAGGGCCCCUUUCUCUGCUCGUACACAAGAUGGAGUCAGAGGGGGCUUUCCGUGCAGUAGCGGCCACCUCAGCUGUAGAUAAGUCAGGAGAGACAGCACGCUCCACUGCUGGGCCUGCCACUUCCAGUGAAUCUCCACUGCACAAACUGGAGAGAAAGAGGCUACACGAUAACAGAGAGGUGGAGGAAGCUAAGCGUCUGAAGGAGGAGAAGGAGAGAGAACAAAGGAAGAUACAAGAACAGGAGAAAGAGAAGAAACGCUUGGACGAGGAGAAGGAAAAGGAGAGGAAACGCCUGGAAGCGGAAAAAGAAAAAGAGAGGAAACGCCGGGAUGAGGAGAAGCAAAGAGAGGAGAAACUGCAAAAGGAGAAGACCCAGAAGACAACCAUUAAAGACAAGGUGGCUGUCCAAGAUUCAGGUUCCUCAUCAGAUUCUGACUCCAAAUCAGACUCCUCGUCAAACUCAUCACAGUCCUCCUCCUCUUCCUCCGGAGAUAAAGCCCGGCCUGCCAGCCAUCUGAAGAAAGCAGACCGAGGACAAGAAGCAGAGGAUGAGAAAAAGACUAACCUGAGUAAAGAGGUAGAGAAACGAUACCUUUCAAAAAGGGAGGUGUCUGAGCCCAGCGCGGCCACCGUGACAGAGGUGGAACCCGACUCGGAGAGCUCCAUGGCCCAGCAGCCGCCCUCCGGGGCUGAGCCGGACAACAACGAGGGCCGCCUGGAGGAGAGCACCACUCCUAAGGCUUUCGCUGCCCGCAAGAUAUCCCUGACCAGCAGUAAGACGUCUCCAGGUGCCACCGACGGAGGAGCAGGAGAUGCCGACACAGGAACCGCGGCAGGGAGGAAGAGGCGGUGGGGCUCCAGCACGUCGGUCACCGCUAAGAAACCAUCCAUCAGCAUCACCACUGACUCACUGAAGUCUUUGAUCCCAGACAUCAAAGUGAACCAGGAGGCGGUGGUGGAGCUGCACCCAGAGGAGCUGCAACUGUCUGGGGACGAGGAGAGCUUGGACGCCAGCCGGGGCGACCAGGACAAAGGCCUCAAGAUCCGACGCACCGUCACACAGGUCGUCCCAGGUGACAACCAGGAGAACGGACAGACGAACGAGGAAGAGGAAGAGGUGGAGAAACCGGAGAAGGAAAAACAACGCAGGACUUCCAGAGACAAGAGGAAGAACAGUGUUUCUGAGGAAGCCUUGGAAACGCAGACCUCUGUCAAGCUCGAUGGAGAGGCAAAGAAAGUUACCCCCAGCGAGAGUCUGGUGCGUCGCUCCAUAAGUCAACAGAAGUCUGGCGUGUCCGUCACCAUCGACGACCCCGUCCGCACAACCAGUCAGCCGUCGCCGUCUCAAGCCAAAAUCUCAAAUAUCAUCCACGUGACUAACCUGGUGCGACCCUUCACCCUCGGCCAACUCAAAGAGCUGCUGAACCGGACGGGCGUCGUGAUGGAAGAAGGCUUCUGGAUCGACAAGAUCAAGUCUCACUGCUUCGUCACAUACACGACAACGAAGGAGGCUUUCGCCAGCAGAGCCGCCCUGCACGGGGUCAAAUGGCCUCAGAGCAACCCCAAGGUCCUCAGCGUGGAGUUCUGCGAACAGGCUGAGCUGGACUUUCACAAAGGUGUGCUGAAGCCAGAAAAGGAGGAGGAACCUGCUGCCCCGCUGAUCGCUCCUCAGCCCCGGCUUCCCCCUCUGAUGCCCGAGCGAGAGAACCGGGACAGAGAACGAGACCGAGACAGGGAGAGGGAGCGUGACCGCGAACGCGACCGCGGCAUGGGAGGAGUGCGGGACCUGUGGGCGGAGCGGGAGAGAGAGAUGGAGCGGCGGGAACGUGCCCGCGGCGAGCGGGAAUGGGACCGGGACAAAGUGCGGGAGUUUGCAAGACCGGGAGAGGACGGACAACGAUCUCGAUCUAGAGAUAGAGAGCGGAGGAGGAGGGAGAGGGCCAAGAGCAAGGAGAGGAAGACGGAUAAGAAGGAGAAAGGAGACGAGCCUCCGGCCAAACUGCUCGAUGACUUGUUCCUCAAGACCAAAGCAGCUCCAUGUAUAUACUGGCUCCCCCUCACCGAGGAGCAGGCGGCGCAGAGGCUUUUGGACCGCACAGAGCGCCAGAAGGAGCGCGAGCGAAGGCGCAAGGAGCAGCAAGAGGAGGAGGACAAGAAGCGCGAGGAGGAGAAGAAAGAGAGGCUAAAGGGCCGGGAGAAAGACGGCAACGCGGCGGCGAGCGGCGGCGGAGGAGGCGCAGCCGGAGACAGAGAGAGGGACCGCGGCCGCGACAGAGAGGGAGACAAGAAGAGGGACAGCGGACACCGGCCCAGACGUCCUUCGGCGGGCGCCAGCGCCGGACGGGGCUCCCGUAGUCGUAGCAACCCCAGGGACAGACGCCGCUGAGGGCCGAGUGGUUACGGGGAAAGCUGAAGAGGGAUUGGAGGGAAGGGAAGGGGGGGGCGCGGCCUAGCGGCGGACACUGCAGACAGGAAGUCUUGGAAGGGAGUGUUUCCACUCGCCUCAAGUUCAGGACUUGUGUCUGCUCCUCGCUUACGCGCCCCGCCGUGCUUUAAUUCGUCCAUUUUGACGCCAGCGCUGUCUUCCGCACACCCUUCUGCCAUCCCCCCCCAUCCAUGUCACACAGAAAUGUUGAUUACAUGUUUCGUUAAUAGGAAAAUGACGGUUCUUCUAGCUCCAACCCCACAAUCUUCUGUUCUCUCUCUCUCUCUCUGUCUUCCAGAAGCAAGACUCAAGUCCUUUCCCUCCCGUAGAGAGCAGCGUUCCUCCUCGUCUCCGUCGUGUAGUGCUGUUAGUUCUCCUCUGUUUGAAGAAAAGAAGCAGAGAAGGGUGGCGUUUUUUUUGUUGUUUUGGCUCGCCUCAGCAUUUUGUCCCACUGAGGUUUGGGAGCCCGCCUCUUUAUUUUAGUUCUGUGGGUGCAGUUCCUUCCUCCUCAGAGCCCUGUAAUAAAACAAGUCCAAAAUAGAUCCCUGACCUCCAAAUAUUUUCUAGGAUCAGUUUUAGUGUUCUACUCUUCAGCACUGAGAGUUCCUUUUUUAUAUAUAUACACAUACAUAUAUAUACAUGUACGCAACUAAAUCAAAAGAUUUACAGGCCAUCUUUGUCAAAGUGAGGAAGUUUUUAAUGAAUCAUGUUUUUUUUGUUCCAGCCUUGAAGGGUGGUGUUGUGUGCUACAGCAGGUGAUGUGUGCGAGUAAUAACCUUCAUCUCUCUCUCCCACGAAGAUACAACUGGUACCGAAGUCUCAACAC
This is a messenger RNA of Larimichthys crocea (large yellow croaker), 4505 nucleotides long. RefSeq names its product apoptotic chromatin condensation inducer 1b (gene acin1b). Gene Ontology annotation, molecular function: RNA binding. Gene Ontology annotation, biological process: RNA splicing. Gene Ontology annotation, cellular component: ASAP complex; precatalytic spliceosome. The transcript has 18 exons. The coding region runs from base 47 to 3640 and encodes 1197 amino acids. The record is from RefSeq and is a predicted model, not a curated record. NCBI's taxonomy places the organism in Eukaryota, Metazoa, Chordata, Actinopteri, Sciaenidae.